Molecule: messenger RNA, 1686 nt
Organism: Didymosphaeria variabile
Lineage: Eukaryota; Fungi; Ascomycota; Dothideomycetes; Pleosporales; Didymosphaeriaceae
Gene: TOS9
Product: Gluconate transport-inducing protein required for gluconate-H+ symport
Exons: 1
Coding region: 1-1686 (561 amino acids)
Molecular function (GO): DNA binding
Source: RefSeq, a predicted model, not a curated record
AUGGCCCCCUUCGGGCACGAUUCGCCUCUUGGUGGACCGCAAAAGCUGGAAGGUUACGGCGAUACUGAUGCCUGGCAAUGGCCGCAACCUGCAACGCAAGCGAGCUCAUAUACGCCCAUUUUCGACCACUCUGUCUACGCCCAUCUUAAUUCCCAGCAACCAGGCCCGUUGCCCGUUGCUCGCCAUCACUCCAUCGCAACUUCCCAUGUUGUCACCCAAGGAAGGGCCACCCCACCUUCAAGGAGUCAGCUCACCGGAGCCAUUGUGAAGGCUCAACCGGCUUUCAAACCUACCUGGCACGGGUUUCUCGACACUACCAAAGAUGCCAUGACCAUCGUGGAGGCUGCACUGCAGGGACGACUUGGACAUAUCAGCCGUCGGCCGCACGAUAAGGAACGCGCUGAGAUGCUCACCUCCGGUACUGUUCUUGUCUACGAGGAAAAUGCGUCUGGCAUCAGACGCUGGACCGAUGCCGUUCACUGGUCUCCGAGCAGGGUCAUGAACAACUGCCUCAUCUACCGCCAACUUACUCGGGCUUUGAAGCCCGAGGAGAAACGUUCCGCCCUCAACCCGUCGUGCAAUGGCAAGCGAAAACGCAAGGAAAGCGCGGGCCAUGCAGCCACGAAAGCACUCGAAAACGUAUCGGAUGAUGAAUACGACAAUCCUGUCUUCCAGGGCGCUGUUGCUGGUGACGUUACACCGGUAGAACCCUCGGAGAAGGUCUAUGCGAACUUUGCUCAGAGCCUGACGCCCGAUCAGCAGCGACGCUUCUGCGGCUCUUUGAUCGACAGCUACGAGUUCAAAGAGGGUGGCCUAAUGAAGAAGACUAUCUCAGUGAAAUACCAGGGGACCAAUCAUCACAUCAUCUCUUACUACACGCUCGAGGAUGUCGUGCAUGGCAAGCUCAAGCGUCCGUGUGAGGACCCGGAUCUGCGCGAUAUUCAACCUCGACCGGAUCUGCUCACUGGCUGGAAGGUCAGUCUGGAAGAUGAAGAGAGCAAGGAACAGCCGCAAUAUCCAACCCACAUGCCCGUGGCGCACCACCCCCAGACUGGGCUUCCGCCACAGAUCUAUGUCCAAAUCCCAGGAAGCUGGCAUGGGAACCAAGUCUCUCAGUACUCAUCACCUCAGAGCGCUCAUCCUUAUCCACCGCCUCAGGUCAAUCCUUCUCAGUACAUUGCUCAGCCGAGUCAGUCGCAGUAUCCGGUGCAGCAUCACUCUCCGCAACACUACUCGCCCCAGGUCCCGCGUGCCCCUCAGCAGUAUUCUCAAACAGCUUCUUCGCACCACCUGCCCGCACAGCAUGGGUCGGUUCAACGCUACCCUUCUCCGGCGUCUUUGGCGCAUCAGUAUUCGCCACAUGCUCAACAAUCGACGCAGUACCCUCCAGCCCAACAAUCAGCAGCUCCUCAACAAUACGGCCCACCGGCAACUGUGCAUUACCCUACAGCCCCCCAAGAGGUGGUCCCCCAGGCUCCUCCGUAUGCCAUGUCUCAGACGCAAGUAGUCGAUUAUAGCGGUCAAGGUCCACUUCAGCAACACAGUGUGUACCGACGCACCUCGGCUCCUAUGGUCAUGCAGCAACCUUACGACCACCCAGCCUACCCUUCUGCACCCCAGGCACACCCCUCCACAUACUACGUCACAGACGCCAAAUACACCCCGAACCAGAGCUUUGAGUACUGA